Suillus subalutaceus is the source of this 1791-nucleotide messenger RNA. RefSeq lists its product as uncharacterized. The transcript is spliced from 6 exons. NCBI's taxonomy places the organism in Eukaryota, Fungi, Basidiomycota, Agaricomycetes, Boletales, Suillaceae. Bases 201 to 1460 code for a protein of 419 amino acids. The record is from RefSeq and is a predicted model, not a curated record.
AGUCUACUCAGCUAGACGACUAUCUUUAAAGACUGCGGUGCCGGACUGUGCAACAUCUAGAUGACUCUUCCAGGGUCUGAAACAGGAUGACUCGGUCAGAAGUCUCGCGUACGUGUGCACUGGAAUUGGUACUCGCGUUGUUAUAAACACCAUCGAUCGAGGCGUGAAAGAGAAUCAACGCCCCAUACCUCGAAACCAAAAUGGAGUCUAUUCCGCCUUCUUAUACUCCUUCCCCACCAUCACCGUCGUACACUCCGUCCCCGCCAUCGCCGUCAUACUCGACAGUGCUUCUUCCAGGAGAACAAACAGUUGAGGAGACUCGGCGCCAGGCUCUGCAAACUCAGAAUACUGGAGUCUUUCGUAGGAUAACAGACAACAUCACACUUGUUCUAAGGGAUCAGCGACCGGGGAGCAUAACGCCCAUUUACGGCAGAAAUGGACUCGUUCGAGGUCACGUGUCUUUGCGAAGUUCAGAAGGUCUCACUGAGGUCGCCUUGAAGCUUGAGGGUUACCUUCGUGUUGAGACAUCAGGGACAACCGUCACCACAUCAGUUGUAUCCGAUUUGUUUUCUUUGUGGAGUUCUUCAUCCACCGAGCCUUGUCCCAAGAUCCUACCGUUUACAAUAUUCUUUCCUUCUGCUUUCAUGGAUGGAUGUCAAUCACGACCUUUGCCCCCCUCAUUUGAGGAUAAACUUGCGACAGAUGGCACGUGUUCCUACACGCUUAGCGUCGUAGUCUCAAGACCUCGAAGAUUCUUAUCUUCUUUCCGCUCUAGUGAUUCUCUCGUUGUACCCGUAUGCUAUCAUCCACGUUCUCGCCCGCACACACCCAUGCUUCCGAGCGACGUACCGUUCAUGACCACGGUGAAGACCUCCCCCGAAGAAUGGCAUCAAGUGCUCUCCACCAUGAAUGCAACAAAGAGUUCCGGGCUCGCGCCGGUGCAAUGUCUUCUCUUUAUUCCUUCAGUACAGGUGUAUCCGUUGUCUGAGACCAUACCGUUCCACCUCCAAUUGCGUGCCCCAUCGAGUUCAUUAGCCCAAUUCGUUGAAAAAUAUGCACCUGAUCACGGCCUCCCUGUACUCCCCUCAGGGGAAAUCACCAUCCGCGUCUACUUACUUCGCCAAGUGGUUCGCAAAGUCUUCGAAGAACAAAGAUCGUCCAAUCGAAUAUUAGGAGAAGGCAAAUUGACAUACUCCGCUCCUCUACCUGAAAAUCAUCACUCAUAUCGCAACGUUCCCCUUGGCGAGGGCAUCGACUGUCUGGACUGGGAUGGCGAACUGCGAUGUACCGAAGAUGUCACAGUCGCAAGCUUCGCAACAAGUCCGCUCUCGGUCAGAGAUUAUAUUGUGCUCUCCCUCGAACCUCUGCAACCUAUGAGUUGCCCGCUUCUUGCUUCAAAACAAUGUCAUCCGAUUCGUCUGGUAACAGACCCAUGGUCGGAUCACGCAGUAACGUGGUAGCAUGGGGCCGAUUAUUUGCGGGAUCGACCCACUGCUCUGUUCCGCACGCUCUACUCUAUGACUUCUUAUAUUGGUCGAGCUUUCGUACAUAUCAGGUGACAACACCGUCAUGCCGGCGGCUAUUCGUGCUUAUAUAUGCUGUAGAAAUGACUUAGGUUUCCUAAUCAGGUGACAACACCGUAAUACCUCGGGAGCUGUCGUCUUACAAAUAUUAUAUUUCCUGCACGUUCUUUGUCACCAACCAUGAGAUUUUGAGACUCUUUUCAAGUGUUAUGUUGGAUUUACCAACCAUGCAGAAUAUAAGUUCCCGUCGGAACUGUAUUCAAAGUGU